Ectocarpus sp. CCAP 1310/34 is the source of this 1130-nucleotide messenger RNA. NCBI's taxonomy places the organism in Eukaryota, Phaeophyceae, Ectocarpales, Ectocarpaceae. The record is from the annotation of a GenBank genome assembly.
GUAGAGCGGCCUUGCCCUGAACCCACGGCGCGAGCCACUCCACACACUACUGCUUUGCUCGUUAUUUCUGUAUCCCUGUCGUUCUACCUCCUCCUUUCGUUCCCGUCUUUGUACCGAUUUCAACAACAAGUCCAGCAACACAACAAUGACGGUGGAGGUUCCGUAUUCGAGUCCAAUCCCACCGCAGUUUUACGGACCCCUGGCGGCAGUAUUCGUGAUGGCGGGGUUGACCUUCAUGUCGGUGUCAUUCAUGCAGCAAAUGAAUGCUAGGAGGGAGCAGAGCGCCGCAAAAGAUUUGCCACUAGCGUUGACGUCGUCUGCGUUUUUAGGAUUUGGGGCGUUGUUUGUGUUGCUUUGGUCUGGAGUGUACGUAUAGACUUGAGUAUGGUUAUUAUGGUUGUAUUUCACGUGAUCUGUUGUGGGCGAACACGUUUGAGAGCAUAUAUUGUCGAAGUGCCUUCUGGCGAGGAAUUGCGGGUACCCGACGUGAUUGGUCGCAAUCAAUGUAGACUACCAGUGGGAGUAAAACAUAUUCGGGUGCACUUCUCUACGAAGUUUCCCAGGCGUGACGGCCUGGUUGUGAUACAUCAUAGCUGGUGAGUCUUGUGGACGCAUAUCUCGGCACUGCUGUAGCAUAGGUUGCGACGACCAAGCACACUAAAUAUAUUUCGAAUGCACAACUGUGUACGGGUGUGCAUAUAUGUGUUCUACGAAGUAUAAAACUUCCACAUGGGUUUGGAGGCCGCAUUUAAGUGGAAACACACACGCAGGCGUGCCGGUAAAAGCUGUCCCAGCUGUGCCGCUGGCUGUGUCCGGCGGCGGCCAAAUCACUCUCCUGCUGCAAAUAAAUGGUGUGGCCGAAGUUGUCCAAAAUGCCGACGGAUACACGGCCCGAAAUGUUUGGGGGCAAAUGCGAGUUUGCCAAAACUUUGGUUAGGUCGCAAUAAAAGUGACUGGGCAACCCGGGAGAGCUGUAGUAGGAAGAAGAUCGAGGCAAUCGGUUUCAAAGCCCCACAACUACAGCAGCAGUAGAGAGACACAAUGGUUUUGACCUUUUGGGCGGGUUGUCGAAAAAGGGCGUGCACUAUCCAUGACCACGGAACAGGGUACGAUGUUUCCAGACGAUACUA